This is a messenger RNA of Clunio marinus, 1218 nucleotides long. Lineage: Eukaryota; Metazoa; Arthropoda; Insecta; Diptera; Chironomidae. The record is from the annotation of a GenBank genome assembly.
AGUUGUUAAGUGAACGUUCUAAGAACACGAAUCAAAAUGUGAAAAGGUCAAUGGCCAUGUAAAAUUGAUGAACCAAUUCGUAAAGCUGGUGUUGUGAUUUCGGAAGAAACUGAUAUCCAAAUGACAGAAUUGUAUAUGAUUCCAAUCAACGAUACGGAAUAUUUGCCUCAUAAUAUUUCGAUAACAUUUCCAAAUCUUGAGGUUAUCAGUGCAGAGGAAAGCUCAAUCCGUGAAAUACACAGAAAUAAUUUCGUCGGACUUUCAAAGAUGAGAGAAUUACACUUGUAUGGUAAUAAAAUUAGAAGACUGGAAGCGAACGUCUUUUCUGAUAUGAAUUCAUUGGAAGAAUUAUUAUUAAAUUCCAAUGAGAUAAAUAAUAUUGAAAGAAAUGCUUUUACUGGUUUGGUCAAGUUAAAAGAAUUAAGUUUAGGAAAAAAUCGAUUUAAUACAUUAGAUCAUGGAAUAUUUGGGCAAUUAUCUUCAUUGGAGUAUCUUUCUCUAGAUAAUAAUAAUAUUAAACACGUUGAAAAGGAUCAUUUUGAGGGAUUGAAAAAUUUGAAAGUACUAAAGUUAUCUUACAACCAACUGGAUGAAAUAAAUAAUGACGCAUUUAAUUCGUUACCAUCAUUGGCAGAUUUAUCUCUUGGUAAGAGAAAUCACUCAUCAAAUGAAAAGUCAAAUAACUAUUUUGGUUUUUUUAAAGGCAAUAACAAUAUCAAAGAAAUUGAUGAAAACUCUUUUAAAGGAAUGGAAGGUUUGAAAGAAUUGAAUUUAAAUAACAAUCAAUUAAAAAGAAUAAGUAGUGGAACGUUUGCGCCUUUGACGUCUUUGCGUGCACUUCAUUUGAACGGCAAUGGAAUUGAACAAAUUGAUGAAAAUGCUUUCAGUGAUUUACUUGCACCAUUUUUAUUAAUGGAAGUUCUUCAUUUAGAGAAUAAUGAAAUCAAGCAAAUCGAUAACAAAGUUUUCAAUGGAAUGAGUAAGCUAAAAGUUCUGUUUUUGAAUGACAACAAAUUAGGCAGUUUAAGCUUGGAAUUGCUUGCACCAUUGUCAUCGUUGAGAGUUCUUUAUUUAGGAAAUAAUGAAAUCAAAGUAAUUGAUGAAAAUGCGUUCAAGAAAUUAAGCAAGUUAGAGAGCUUGUACUUAGAGAACAACAAGUUAGAAAGAAUAACUUUUCCUAUGAUUGAGCCUCUGUCAUCACUGAAAUAUCUCCUUUUG